Messenger RNA from Paramecium sonneborni, 381 nucleotides. The record is from the annotation of a GenBank genome assembly. Lineage: Eukaryota; Ciliophora; Oligohymenophorea; Peniculida; Parameciidae.
AUGUGGGGAUUUGAAAAAGACUAAAGAGUUAGAUAUUUAUUGAAAAUAAAGAGUUAAUAGAAAUUUAGAAAUAGUAAUUUUCUUAAGAUUAAGAUAAUUUAUCUAAUUCAAUAUGAGGUGAAUUAAAAUAAAGUAAGGAAAGGUUAGAAAUCCUUUAGUAACAAAUUAAACUUGAGGGUAAUUAAUAAAAAAAAGAGCAGCUAUAAACGCAAUUAAAAUUAAAUUAUGAUGAAUUGGAUGUAUCUCUUGACAACAACUAUCAGAAAUGUCAGAGACCAUGAAUAUGAGUUUAUCAUUUUUGAGAGAUAUAUCAAAGGAUAUAAAAUCAAUGAAAAAUUCAAUCGAUAAUUUAUGAUAAAGUUUAAAUUAAGUAGGAGAUGA